Miniopterus natalensis is the source of this 805-nucleotide messenger RNA. It is a transcript of the gene CTNNBIP1, whose product is annotated as catenin beta interacting protein 1. NCBI's taxonomy places the organism in Eukaryota, Metazoa, Chordata, Mammalia, Chiroptera, Miniopteridae. Gene Ontology annotation, biological process: negative regulation of Wnt signaling pathway. Gene Ontology annotation, cellular component: beta-catenin destruction complex; cytosol; nucleus. Gene Ontology annotation, molecular function: beta-catenin binding. The record is from RefSeq and is a predicted model, not a curated record.
GACAUGGCACACUGUCAGCAACGGGGCCCUCGGGGCGGGUAUUGGGCUGUUCCUUGUGCUGCUUUUUCAGCUUUGCUGUGGCUUUGAAAUUUUUCAAAAUAAAAAGGUGAGGAGAAAAGAACACCAACCUUGUUCCAUCUGGAAGUUAUUUUUGUCCCAGUUCACUUGGCUUUGUCUGGCUCUCCCGGGUCAUUGUCCGGGAUUUCUGGUUUCUUGCCCCUUCUUUUAUGGCAUACACAGUCACCUGUUUGCCUUUCUCUUAGGGAUUUCUGUUUUGGAUGAGCUAUUCUGUUUUGGACUUGGACGUUUUUAUGAUCGAGUAUCUUUUUGGCAAACAUGUGACUUUUCUAGAAGCAGGGCCGCACCUUCCUAUUUCUCCCUGGCCACAGCCCGCCCGUCACAGUUGAGCACCCGUUUGCCUGAAGUUAAUUUCCAGAAGCAGCAGUCACCAGAGCUGGCCAGGGGAUGAACCGCGAGGGGGCUCCGGCAAAGAGUCCGGAGGAGAUGUACAUUCAGCAGAAGGUCCGGGUGCUGCUCAUGCUGAGGAAGAUGGGAUCAAACCUGACGGCCAGUGAGGAGGAGUUCCUGCGCACCUAUGCGGGGGUGGUCAACAGCCAGCUCAGCCAGCUGCCACAGCACUCCAUCGACCAGGGUGCAGAGGACGUGGUGAUGGCGUUUUCCAGGUCGGAGACAGAGGACCGGAGGCAGUAGCCACGAAUCCCUUGGAACAUCCUGAAAGCUGGCAAGGGCCAAGAGAUCUGUGUGGACCUCAUCUAGCUGAGUGGCAGCAGGUCGCCUUCCCCAC